AUGGCAGCUGGAAAUGGGAAUUUCACAGCCAAGGCUCUGAGGCCCAAUGGGGAAUUCAGGGAUUUGACUCCCCAGUAUGUUGUGCUCUUUUUCUGUCCACGAUUCACCUUUGUCUGCCCUACGGAGAUCAUUGGUCGUGACGGAGUGGAUGAGUUUCACAAGAUCAACUGUGAAGUUGUUGGUGUCUCCACAGGUUCCCACUCCGCCCUGAUCAACACUCCUCAUAAACAAGGUGGUCUUGGCCACUGGUUGCUGACGAUGUAUUCCAUCUCCAGACACCACGGUGUUCUAAAGGGAGAUGAAGGAAUAUCUGACACAGGUCUUUUUAUCAUUGAUGACAAAGGAGGCCUGCAUCAGAUCACAGUCAAUGAUGCUCCAGUCGGUCGAUCUGUGGAUGGGACACUCAGGCUGGGGCAAGGCCUCCAACUCACUGACAAACAUGGAAGUUUGCCCUGCAGGAGGGAGGCCGGCAGUGAUACCAUCAAGCCUGAUGUGCAGGCCAGCAAAACAUUCUUUGAGCAACAGGCCUCGGCUCCUGCAUUUUGGACCAGAUCUGAGCACUGA
This is a messenger RNA of Pristis pectinata (smalltooth sawfish), 564 nucleotides long. RefSeq names its product peroxiredoxin-2-like. The record is from RefSeq and is a predicted model, not a curated record. Gene Ontology annotation, cellular component: cytosol. Lineage: Eukaryota; Metazoa; Chordata; Chondrichthyes; Rhinopristiformes; Pristidae. Gene Ontology annotation, molecular function: thioredoxin peroxidase activity. Gene Ontology annotation, biological process: cell redox homeostasis; cellular response to stress; leukocyte activation.